AUGAUGAAUGACGAAACUUUUCAAAAACAUUUGUCUGAUUUAUUCUGUUUAUGGCAUGGUGUACGAAGGCAUAAUGAUCCACCAUUAAUUGAAGAUGAAGAUGAAAAAAAUAAAAUAAUAAUGUCAAUGCUUUGCCGUUUAUUAACUGAAAUAGAAAUAAGAAAAGAACACUUAAGUCAAUAUUUUAAUGUUUCUAAUACUCAAGAUUUAAUGGAAGAAUGGACAAUGUUAACAUGGAAUGUAUUGUGUAUUAAUUCACGUCUUCAAAAUAUUGCAGGUCGUAAUAGAAAGACUCCUGAAACAGUAGUUUAUUCAAAUCGUUUAAAUCAAGUGUUAGUUGAUCUUGUAAAUAUGACAAAUAAAACAAACAUUCCUGGUGAUUAUACAUUAAUGUAUCCCAAUUUUCUUGUUGUUGGAAGUAAUUUUGAAAAGAUUAUAUAUGAUUUACAUCAAUUAUAUCAACAUUUAUUAUGCUUACAAAAUCCUUCACAACCAGAGUUAACUUCAUUUUAUCAACAAAUGGAAAAAUAUGCUGAAGAUAUGUAUACAGUUAUUAAUAUGUUUAAACAUUUUUGUAAUGAUAUAUCAAAAGAAUUAUGGUAUGAUGUUAGACAAGCCCAAAUACAUAAAAUGAUAACAUUUGAAGAAAUACCUGAAGAAGUUGUUCAUAAAUUGGUUUUUUUUUAUAGUCAAAUGAUGUAUAGAUUAGCUGUAUUGAGUGCUCGUUUACAGGGUUUUAAAUAUGAAAUGACAAUAAAUAAGAAACUAAUAGAAAAACAAGAUCUUGUACUUGCUAUGUGUAAUUAUGUAUUUUUUGCCUUAGAAUUAUUAAUGUCAGAUUGUAUAUUAGCUACAGAACCAGCAAAAAAUGGAAUAUUUGUUACAAAUAAUUUAUUUCCAUUAAAUUGUGGUGCAUUAGCUAGAGGUGUUGUAUUUAAACAAUUUGAUAUACAAGUUGUAACAGAAGAAGCAGCAGAAACUAUUCAAAAUGAUAUACGUAAACAAAAAAUGUUACAACAUCCUCAUCCUAUAUCAGAUGUACCAUCAGCAGCUUUAUUAGCAAUGAAACCAACAAAUGGUAUUAAAAGAAGUAAUAAUAGUAAUGAAAGUACAAAUAAUACAGCACAUAAAAAAAGUGAUGUUAAUUCUAAAGAAUUUGUUACUAUUUAUCCAAUAUAUAAUAAUAAAUUUAGAUAUUGGUCAGGAACAUAUCCAUAUAUAUUAUGUACAACUAGACAAAAAGGAAGACAAUCUACAAAUAAUUCUAUACAGGAUUUAUCAUCAACUAUUUUAGAUAUUAAAAGUCAUGGAAAAAGACCAAUUUUUUAUUUUCACAUAAAAGCAACAAUGUUUUCACCAAGUGGUACAUUUGCUGAUGCUCAUACACUUUCAUUACCAUUUACAAUUGCAACUAGAAGAAAUCAAGAUUGUCAGGUACAACGAAUGAUGAGUUCAUAUACAGCAACAUGUUUUUGGUUAUAUGGAUCAAAUGUUCAAGAUGGUCUUUUAUUAAAUUGGAGUGAAAAAGGAAUGACAUGGAUAAAUUUUAAAAAUUUAUUAAUGUUACAUUUUAAGGUUAAUGCAGAAGUUAAAAGAGGAUUAAAUGAAAAAGAUUUAGAUUUAUUUCAAUAUAAAUUAUUAUGUAAUGAUUGUAUAUCACAUUCUCAAAAACAAAAUAUAUUUGGACCAGCACAAGUUGUUACAUUUAAAAAUUUACUAUGUCCACAUUUACGUUAUGAAUGUGGUAGUACAAAUGUUCGUUUUAGUGUUUGGAGAGGAAUGUUAGAAGUUUUACAAAUUUUUCAAGAUACUAAAAAUAAUGUUAAAAAAUUAUGGGAACAAUAUUUGAUAUGGGGAUUUCUUGAAUUUGAUCAAAUUGCCAAUGUAUUAGAAAAUUUUGAAUCAGCUUUGUUUAUGCGUUUAUCAUUUGUUACUGGUGGAACUAUUUGUUUUACUGUUAAAUCAAAUACACCAUCAAGACAAUAUGCUAAUAAUGUGAUACAUUUAGAACCAUUAGAUUUAAAAAAAUUAAAUGCUAAAUGUUUAAAAGACUAUAUAAAUGAUAUAGCUGUUUCAGAGAAUAUUAAAUAUAUUGUGGAUUCAAAUUUAAAAUUAAUUGAAAUUUCAUCAGUCUUAAAAAAUCUUAGUGAUGGAAGAGAUAUGUAUAAUGAAAUUAAAGCAAAUAAGGAUGUUUCGUCAAAUGUUACUCAUAGUGGAAAUAUUAAUGAAAUGCAACAUAUUCGUUUUACAGCAAUGAGAAUUGCUGUAGUAACGUGUAAAAUUAAACCACCAUCUGAUGAUUACAAAAUUGAGGAAGGAACUAUUAAUUCAAAUAUUUAUAAUAAUUAUGAAUAUUCUAACAAUUAUAAUUCAACAUCAAAUGGAAUUUUAAAUAACUAUAAUAAAAAUGAUAGAACAUAUUCUUCACAGUAUAAAAAUAAAGGAAAUGAUAAUUUUAAAACAGAACUACUACAACUAUGCAAUUUAUAUGGAAAAUCUAAAAAUGAAGUAAUGGAAAUAAUAUCUGAAAUCAAUGAAAGUAAUUUUGUAGGAAAAACAUCUUCUCCAACAUUGUUACAUGCACCAGCGUCAAAUUUUUACUCCAAUGAACCUGUUCAUGCGUCUAAACAAUUUUUUAAUAAUAAUUUUUUACCAACUGUUGGUAAUAUUGAUAUUCCAUCAUCACAUCAUUAG
This is a messenger RNA of Strongyloides ratti, 2694 nucleotides long. RefSeq lists its product as hypothetical. The coding region runs from base 1 to 2694 and encodes 897 amino acids. Gene Ontology annotation, molecular function: RNA polymerase II cis-regulatory region sequence-specific DNA binding; DNA-binding transcription factor activity, RNA polymerase II-specific. The record is from RefSeq and is a predicted model, not a curated record. NCBI's taxonomy places the organism in Eukaryota, Metazoa, Nematoda, Chromadorea, Rhabditida, Strongyloididae. The transcript has 3 exons. Gene Ontology annotation, biological process: regulation of cell population proliferation; defense response; regulation of transcription by RNA polymerase II.